UGUUUGACAGCCGAUCAUCCCCGAUUGUGCUCGAAGAUGUUGUAAACAAUUUGCGAUGAAUUUGUUGAUUGUGGUCACAAUUUCCACACUUUUUGUCCACAAAUCGGAAUGUUCUUUGGGUGACCACUCUCCUUACUACCAAAGAUGCGUGGAAAAGUGCGGCUUAGUAAACUGCACUGACGACGGGCUACAUUUCACUGAUUAUGCACAGCCUUUUUACUUGGAACUGUUGCAGUGGUCGUGCGAAGACGAGUGCCGCUAUGAAUGCAUGUGGAAAACUGUCGAUGCCUUUCAUGAUCGAAAAUGGAGAACCCCACAGUUUUAUGGAAAGUGGCCUUUCGUACGCUUUUUUGGAAUACAAGAGCCCGCGUCUGCAUUUUUUUCAGUGUUGAAUUUCUAUGCCCACAGCGCGAUGAUUACGAAGUUUAGGAGGGAAGUGCCCAGUGAUAGCCCCUUGUAUUGGCUGUGGCAUAGUUAUUGCAUUGUUAGUUUGAAUGCAUGGUUGUGGUCCACAAUUUUCCAUACCCGUGAUUUUCCCAUUACUGAGUUGAUGGACUAUGCAUGCGGAUUUUCAGUUGUACUUAUGUCGUGUUAUUGUAUGAUCAUGAGGUUGUUCAGAAAUGGCCCUAACUUUCUUCUAGUCAGUAUUACAACAUUCUUUGUUGCGUUUUUAGCAAAUCACGUGGCCUAUUUAAGCAUGGGGGGUUUUGAUUAUGGCUAUAAUAUGAUGCUCAACAUAUAUAUAGGGACUUUUACUGCUAUAUGUUGGUUUGGUUGGAGCACCUACAAUAGAGUCCGCCAACCGUAUGUGAAAAAGUGUGCAAUAUUCGUAGUUUUAGCAGGCCUAGUCAUGCUUUUAGAAAUAAUUGAUACUCCUCCUAUUUUAUGGACGUUCGAUUGCCACUCAUUGUGGCAUUUAUCGACGGCCCCUUUAAUAUGCAUCUUUUAUAGUUUUUUAAUUGACGAUUGCAAGUAUUUGAGGAAAUUAGAGCAGCAACGAGAAGAUAAAAAACUCAAAUAAUAUCACUUCUAUUUAUAAUUUUUUUAAAUAAAUAUUUACGUUGUACAUAAAA
This is a messenger RNA of Zophobas morio, 1073 nucleotides long. RefSeq names its product post-GPI attachment to proteins factor 3 (gene PGAP3). The transcript has 6 exons. Gene Ontology annotation, molecular function: hydrolase activity, acting on ester bonds. The coding region runs from base 56 to 1021 and encodes 321 amino acids. NCBI's taxonomy places the organism in Eukaryota, Metazoa, Arthropoda, Insecta, Coleoptera, Tenebrionidae. Gene Ontology annotation, cellular component: endoplasmic reticulum membrane. Gene Ontology annotation, biological process: GPI anchor biosynthetic process. The record is from RefSeq and is a predicted model, not a curated record.